UGGUAUCAUUAGACAAGUGUCGAACGGCGCGUGCGCAACGGAGUCUUGGAGGAGCAGUUAGCCACCAGAGAGCAGUGAACACCACAAGCAGGCAGCCACAACAUGAAGUGCUUCUUUAUCCUGAUAGCGACCAGUCUGGUGCUGAGUGCCUGGGCUCAGGACGCGGCGGAGUCUGACCUGGAGCAGGUGGCAUCGGCAUCGGCACCGGAGGCGGUGGCCGUCGAGGAUCAGGUGAGCGCCGCCAGCAGCUAUGCGCCGCUGCAGGAUAAGAAGCAGGAGAAGCGCUAUGUUGGUGGAUACGGUGGCUACGGAGCGGGAUACGGCGCCGGAUACGGGGGCUACGGGGCAGGAUAUGGCGGUGGAUACGGCGCAGGAUACGGCGCAGGAUACGGCGGCUAUGGCUCUGGCCUGGCAGCCGGCUACGGAGGAGCGUACGGCAGUGGCGUUGGCGUUGGAGUGGACAGCUACUACAAUCCGUACAGCUCGCGAGCUCUGGGUGGAUUAGGUGAGGAUGGUGCUGCAGUGGCCGGCUAUGGAGGCUAUGGAUCCGCUCUCGGUGGCUAUGGAUCCGCUCUGGGCGGCUAUGGCUCAGCCCUGGGUGGCUAUGGAUCGGGACUGGGCGGGUAUGGCGGCUCCUACAAUUCGAAUCCCUAUGCCCUGUCCUACUACAAUAGCAGGCUGGGCGCUGGAACCGGCACGGGUUACCCGUACUACAACACCCGUUUCGGUGCCGGUGGCUAUCCGUCCAGCUACUACACGAGCAACUACGGCAACAGCGUGGUGGGCGGCGGCUUGGGCGCCCUGGGCGGAGUGCCGCCCAUCGGAUCGGGCUAUAAUUACGGUUCCGGAAUCUCGGGAACCGUCUACUAGACAGCCGCACAACCCAACGUUCAAGAUCUAAGCUAGUGGAAUUUAUUUUUUUUCAUCGAUAUUUUUAUCUAACUUUAUUUUUAUUAAAAGAUGCUAUUAAACUCAGAGCCGUCAAUUGGCUAGAAAGUA
Molecule: messenger RNA, 999 nt
Organism: Drosophila erecta
Lineage: Eukaryota; Metazoa; Arthropoda; Insecta; Diptera; Drosophilidae
Product: keratin-associated protein 6-2
Exons: 3
Coding region: 103-870 (255 amino acids)
Source: RefSeq, a predicted model, not a curated record